CCCUCGCCGCGCUUCCUCGCCGUGGCCGUGGCCUCGCCGUCGCCGGAGCCCCGCGGCAGGCCGGAGUGCAAGUCAGAAUGCCUACUGCUUCAUGUGCACAUCCAGAUUUACACCUUUACUGUCUUUUGAAGUUAAGGUAGGAGACGGGACACAGGAAGAGUCCAAGUACAACCCAAGACCAUGGCAGCACACUGGAGAAAAGUCCUGAUAAUAUGUGUGACAGCUCAAGUACUGCUUGUAAAUGCCUUUGAGGAAGAGGAUGUACCUGAGGAAUGGAUUCUUCUUCAUGUUGUUCAAGGUCAGAUUGGAGCAGGAAACUACAGCUAUUUGAGACUAAAUCACGAGGGAAAGAUAGUCCUUCAGAUGCGAAGUUUAAAAGGUGACGCGGACUUGUAUGUAUCUGAUGUGACACUUCACCCCAGCUUUGACGAGUACGAGUUACAGUCUGUAACCUGUGGCCAAGACAUGGUGCAUGUGCCUGCACACUUCCGCCGCCCCGUGGGAAUAGGGAUUUACGGCCAUCCCUCUCACCUGGAGAGCGAGUUUGAAAUGAAAGUGUACUACGAUCGAACAGUUGUACAGUACCCAUUUGGUGAGGCUUCUUAUAACCCUGAGGAGAUGGAGGCAAACCAGAAAUACUCACAGUCUGCAGAAGAUGAAUCUCAGGAUGAGGAGUCUGUUUUCUGGACUAUACUUAUUGGAAUAUUGAAAUUAAUACUUGAAAUUCUUUUUUAAAUUGUUACACACUGGACUAAGUCACAAUUCAGCCUGUGAAAUUGAGUACGAAUGACAUGCUGUAAUAUUUAAUACUCUUUGUUAUGUUUCCUGAAGAGGUAUUCAGGUUACAUUUCCUAAACCAGAAAGGAGGCGGGGAGAAAAAGCCAUAUUUAAUUUUAUAUUGUAAAUCCUCCCCUAUAUGUAAAAUGAGCAGCAAGCACAGUAUUUGCAGUGCUCUUCAGAGAUCAGGGCUUAAAAAUGAAUGUAGAGUUGGGAUCUUGUUAACUUCACUUUUAAAUAGGUGCUUAGGAUGAUCAACUCCAAUUCAGUAUUUUCUAUUGUUUUUUACAAGGAAAAAUGAAAUUCCUGCACUUCAGUCCCCCUCUCAAUUUAGAGCAUAUUUAAAAAUAAAACCUGCUGCUUUUUGAGCAAAUAUCUCCAAUAAAACUAAUUAGCAAUGGGUUUGUGUGUAUUCAUCAAGUUGAGGAGCCUAGGGCCAAGGAAGGAGAAAACAAUCAAUCACCUAAGGGGAUAGGUGGUCUGUAUUUCGGCUGUGUGUGCUCUGCAUCACGUCAACCAUCUGUCAAGCAGAGAUCUAUCCAGUCACUACAAAUCCAUGACCUGAAUCAAGUGCAUGUUGCUUCUUUGCUGUUACUGUAGGGAGAGGGAGCCUUCAGCUGUUUUUACUUGUCAGUAUGACAUUUUCAUCUCUCAUUAAAAACAACACAGCAUAUAGUAUCUCGAACUUGAGGGGUGCUUUCUUACACUUCCCUUUAAAGCUUUUUGUGAUUGAUCUUUUUUUUUAGCACAUCUUUAUGCAUAAGCCAUUAGCUUGCAAAGAAAAUUUCUGCUGAAAGGAAGAAGGUCAUGUCAUACCCACUCUUCCUCUAAAGUUACUUUUCACAAGAAUAUUUUUUCUUUGGUUGAGUCUUUCAAAAUAACCAGUUGCUAUGCAAAUAGAGUAUAUUUAAAAUGAUCUGUAGUUUUUUUUUCAUGGAGCUUACUGAUGAGUGCACUAAAAUAAACAAGUACGUUACUAUAAUUUUAUACAAAUGAUGGAUGUACAAUUUAAAUUUCAUUCUCAAAAAACUUCUCUUUUGGAGUGGAAAUUUGGUUUGUCUAUCUCGACAUCUGACAGGACAUGAUUAGUGACUUGUAUCACAAAAAAUAAUUAUAUAGACCAAUUAAAAGUUUAUUUGGUAAAAAGAAAAAAAAAAAGUGGUAUUGUUCCUCUUAGAGUGGUUGACUAAAUAGCACCAAAGUAUCACUUUAAUUUGUGCAUUUAAGUUUUGGAGAGCAACUUUUUGGGUUUUUUUUAGCCCUCUUUGCUGUUUUUCCCCCUUCUUCCUCCUCUUCUGGGUACAGGAGGGUCUUUUUGACAACAAUCACAAAUCCAGCGACCUAAGAAAAGAAAGUUAUCAAUUAUUGGGAAACUAAGUUUGUUACUCACUCAUCUAGCUAUGCACCUUUCAUCAUUCUAACAGGCACUUAUCUAUUUGCAGUACUUCCUUUAAUGCAAACAACCAGUGCUUUUCUUUAAAUUUAAGCAUCUUUUCUGUAAAGCAGCAUAUACAAUUCAUGCUCCCUUGCAGACUCCUUACGUGUAACCACUGGCUACACAAAUCCUUACAGACCUCAAGAAGUGUCAGCAGUACCAAGGACAUGGUUAUUAGAUAAGACUUGACAAACAACGCUCAAGUUUGCCAGUUAUAUUUUCAGGUGAAUAACUACAGUUCAAGGUUAUGGGAAGUUACCCAGAGCAGAAACGAAUGGCACUUGGGGAGGCAUUUAACUGUUUAUAUUACAAAGAGCUGGAACCAUAAAGGCUGCUUUGGUAAUUUUACAGUUUUUUAGACACAUAUGAUCUAUUUUGUUUACAUUCUUAGGUCAGCCUGAAAGUGAAAUCAACCGCAGAACGUGUACUAAAGUGACAGCUAGUGCCAGUGCUUCCUAAAAUGGGACUGGACAGCAUUUUUGAAGUAGCAUACACGGCGUAUUGUCACUGCCACUGAGUACUUAUUCAUAAACUUACUUACCAUGGAUUUAGUAUUACAUGUAAUGCAACACAGCACCUGUUAUUUUCUUUCUACAGCCUUGAGUUAGCCAGGUGAUAUGAGUGACUGGGUAAUUUAAAAGUACAGGCUGGCUGCCUGCCUGCCAUAGACAUACUUCAGUUAGAGCUUUGAAGUUUAAAUAAAAAAGGGAAGGAGAGGGUUUAAAGAGGUGUUUACAAAUAUUGAAACUACAUUUGAAUUUAGAAGCUGAAACAGCUGCACCAACAAUUAAUGUGAAAGCUACACUCUAGCAAUAUGCAGCAAUACAGUCUCUUUUACAAAAGUUUCUUUCAUUAAAAGAGGUUAAAUACCCUCAGUGUUCUGUGGAUAUGGAAGAAAAGAGUUCUGAGUGAGCCUGUUUGGUUUAUGUUGUAAAAGCCCAUUAUAUUUCCUAUACAGGAAUUGCCAGGUUAAACUGUGCACAACCAAAUAUACAGAAAUAAAGCAUAUUAAAAA
This is a messenger RNA of Empidonax traillii (willow flycatcher), 3227 nucleotides long. RefSeq names its product chromosome unknown C6orf120 homolog (gene CUNH6orf120). The record is from RefSeq and is a predicted model, not a curated record. The coding region runs from base 181 to 735 and encodes 184 amino acids. Lineage: Eukaryota; Metazoa; Chordata; Aves; Passeriformes; Tyrannidae. The transcript has 3 exons.